GUCAUAUUCUAUUUAUUUGCAGUAAAUUAAAAGUUUUUUUUAAUAGCAACAUUAAGCAAAAGUGCCAACUUCAACAAAAUUUGACGUUUAUGUCGGCCAUUUUGCAGUUUUUACGGUAACUGCUCUACACGUGUUUGGUUGCCGAGAUGGCAGUUGCAAAGAAACCCGUGGCUAAAAAAGCCCAACUUCACCAGAAGUCUGGUAAGAAGGGAGUCAAAGGUGGCAAAAUCCGCGGCAAAGGCAUCAAGCGGAAGAUCAACUUGAAGUUUAUGAUCGACUGCACACACCCCGCUGAGGACAGCAUCCUCGACGUAGGCAACUUCGAGAAGUACCUGAAGGAGCGCGUCAAAGUUGAGGGCAAAACAAAUAACCUAGGCAAUCACGUUGUCAUCGCUAGGGACAAGACGAAAAUCUCCAUCAACGCAGACAUUCCCUUCUCAAAGAGGUAUCUGAAGUACUUGACAAAGAGAUACCUGAAGAAGAACAACCUCCGUGACUGGCUGCGAGUGGUCGCGUCCGCUCAUGACUCGUACGAGCUGCGUUACUUCAACAUCAACGCUGACAGCGACAACGAGGACAAUGAAGAUUAAGCUAUUGACACAAUAAAAUAGUUUUUAACUAA
This is a messenger RNA of Helicoverpa armigera (cotton bollworm), 622 nucleotides long. RefSeq names its product large ribosomal subunit protein eL22 (gene RpL22). The coding region runs from base 147 to 590 and encodes 147 amino acids. Gene Ontology annotation, biological process: cytoplasmic translation. Gene Ontology annotation, cellular component: ribosome. The transcript has 3 exons. Gene Ontology annotation, molecular function: structural constituent of ribosome; RNA binding. Lineage: Eukaryota; Metazoa; Arthropoda; Insecta; Lepidoptera; Noctuidae. The record is from RefSeq and is a predicted model, not a curated record.